This is a messenger RNA of Lates calcarifer (barramundi perch), 731 nucleotides long. Its product is annotated as protein yippee-like 2. The record is from RefSeq and is a predicted model, not a curated record. NCBI's taxonomy places the organism in Eukaryota, Metazoa, Chordata, Actinopteri, Centropomidae. The coding region runs from base 22 to 381 and encodes 119 amino acids. The transcript is spliced from 4 exons.
CACCGCCCGCCAACCCCGCCCAUGGUCAGAAUGACGCGCUCCAAGACUUUCCAGGCGUACCUGCCGAGCUGCCACCGAACCUACAGCUGCAUCCACUGCCGAGCUCACCUGGCCAACCAUGACGAGCUCAUCUCCAAGUCGUUCCAGGGCAGCCAGGGCAGAGCCUACCUGUUCAACUCAGUGGUGAACGUCGGGUGUGGCCCUGCAGAGGAGAGAGUUUUGCUCACAGGCCUGCAUGCUGUAGCAGAUAUCUACUGCGAGAACUGCAAGACGACUCUGGGCUGGAAAUAUGAACAUGCCUUUGAGAGCAGUCAGAAGUAUAAAGAGGGCAAGUUCAUCAUCGAGCUGGCCCACAUGAUCAAGGACAACGGCUGGGACUGAGGGACGAGCAGCCGGGACACGACCGCAGCGGUGGAGAGGAGGAGGGAGUGGGAGGGGGAAAGGGGGACUGGGUAGCUGGAUGGACGGACAAAUGGAUGGGGAGGAAGGAGGGGGAGCAGGGGGGGCAGGGUGGGUCGUGUGUGGUGGGUGAGUGUGUGACUUUGGUUUGGCUGAUUUACCAUUAACCUCUGUAACUCUCUGCCCAUCCCUCCUUACCACGCCUCUUGGUGUACACACACACACACACACACACACACACACACACACACACACACACACACACACACACACACACACACACACACACACACACACACACACACACACACACACACACACACACACACACC